GUCAUUCGAACAUAACUUUCUAUUUUUUCAGCAUUCUUGUUUCAUGCAACUUCGGAAAACCUCGAGGACAGGAAUAGUGCCGUGUAUGUGGUGCUCAAUUUCGAUAUAAAAAAAAAGGAUUAUUGCUUUCAGAGAGUUAAACGGAACUCAUGAAGUAUGACGGAUGACCGACUCCUUUUAACCCAAGAUGCCAAUACAACCUCGACCUAUCCUUUUGACGUAGAUGCUGAGUGUACAGAAAUCCAUACCCUCAACGCUAGUGUGCAAUGUAUGUUUGCUAUGACAGCAGAGGACUGCGUAGAAAUUAUAGAAUACCUGGAUUAUAACUACUAUGUAUUCUGUAGUUUUGGUUUUAAACGAAUAGCGCCCAUUACAACUAUACUUGUAAUAUGGCUUUUAAUGUUAUUUAUUGCCUUAGGAGUAACAUCAAAUUAUUUUUUAUGUCCAGCACUAUUCACCAUUUCAAAUCAUUUAGGCUUAUCUCAAAAUGUUGCCGGAGUGACGUUACUUGCUUUCGGUAAUGGUUCCCCAGACAUCUUUUCUUCUGUAGCUGGCCUGCAGAAAGCCUCAGCGGAACUCGCCAUUGCCAGUCUUGUUGGAGCUGGAAUCUUCGUGACGUCAGUGGUAGCUGGUUCCGUGUUUUUAACUCAAUCGUUUAGUCUCAUGAUUCGUCCAUUUUUGAGAGACAUUGGAUUUUACAUUUUAGCCUUCGGGAUAUUUUUUACUGGUACAUCAUACCUUUAUCAUGGAAUAGGAUUCGUCGCACUGUAUUUCGUGUAUAUCAUUGUUGUUCUUGGAAGUCGCUUCAUUUAUCUCAACACACAGAAACAUAAAGAACAUGAAACUGAAAAGGAGGAGACCGAAAAGGAAAAGAAAGGAGAAAAAUCCGGAGAAAAUGCAGAUGGUAAAGAUGAUUUAGAAAAAAACACUGAUGAUAGCACAUUGAAAAUAAAUGGGAAAAAGAAUGAUGAUGAUCCAGAAGCCACAGCAGUUGUUCUGAAAGCUUUCUAUUUCGGUGGUUUUGAAUGGCUAGAUGGAGGACGUCGCCUCUCUACAGCCCACAUACGUGUAGAUGGCCGCCGGACAUCUGUAACAAAAUCAAAUGUCUUUAGCAUUGAAACCAAUGGUGGCAGUACCUGUGGAAGCUGUCAGUCGAUCCAAAGCAAAGGUAUGUCAUCUACAGAGAAGCUUACGUCUACAUUUCCCGAAGAUCGAGGCGAGUUUUGGGACUUCCUAGUCAAAAUGUGCCCAAUCAACACAAAGAAAUGGCCACAUUUAAAAUGGUGGAAGAAACUUGUAGCUCUUGUGAAGAGUCCUGCAAUUCUAAUAAUGAGAUUAACAGUUCCCGUACUUGACACCAGUGUUGAUGAUCUAAACUGGAACCGUUUCCUUAUAUGUACGCAAUGCAUAACGGGACCUGUGUUCAUUAGCCUUGUCAGUGAAUAUGCAUUCUACCUGAUCGGCGGAGUGUUUCCAGUUUUCAUUCUGCUAAUCAGCGUAUGCAUUUGUUGCGCCGUUUUAGUAUAUUGCACAUCUGAAAGAGACAUACCUCCCAGCUACCACUGGUUAUUCGCAUAUUUAGGAUUUGCUGUUUCAGUCACUUGGAUAUACUGCCUGGCUAACGAGAUAGUUGCCCUGUUGCAGGUCUUCGGGGUAAUAUUUAACCUCAGUGAUGCCAUCCUUGGUUUGACGAUUCUUGCAUGGGGAAAUUCUCUUUCAGAUUUCCUAUCAAAUAUAGCUGUGGCAAGAAAAGAAUUUCCCCGUAUGGCAAUAUCAGCAUGCUUUGGUGGUCCGUUAUUAGCUUUAUUAUUAGGCUUAGGAAUACCAUGUAUCAUAGAAAUAGUAAAAGGGCGAGUUCCUCCCAAAUACUCCCUUACAUUUUCAGCCCAGUUCGCAUUUUUAUUCGCUACAAUUGGCACAGGAUUAAUAACAACAGCAUCGCUGAUGAUUUUCUGGAAAUUUGAGACGAAAAAAAUAUAUGGAGUCUUUUUAAUCUUGCUUUAUGCUGCAUUUGUGACAGUUUCCAUACUUGAAGAACUGAAAAUAUUUACCUUAAUACUGUAACUACAGUGAAUUUUGGAAGAGAAAAACAGAACUGUUCUAUUGGUGUCAACUCCUUUUGAAAGAACUGGUCAAAGAGCUGAAGCCAUAUGUCAAAGUGCAAUAAUUUGUAACAAUAGGGUGAAUCUAAUUUUCAUCAAAAUCGCGUGUUAUUUAGUUCACUAAAAUAAUAAGAGCCAAAACUAACAUGGCGAGAAGCAUUUGAAAGGAUUAAUUCUACAUGAAUUGUGAAAGUAUGCAAUAAUAACAGGACAGAAACGACAUGAAACUUUUCUAUAAUAAUGAAUGCUACAAAAACAUAUAUAUAAUGCAAUAUUUUUCAAAAGCAAGUGAUGUUUUUAGUUCAACUCUUUAAAACUUCCCCGAGUUUAUGCAUCAUAUUUGACUAAAAAGCAUUUUAGAGUUUUUGAAAGCAGAACAAUGUGAAUGGUACUUCCGAAUAUUGUUUCUAUUUACUCUAGAAAACUGACAGGAAAAAGCAGCAAUCAGAGCAAAUUUUCUCACUAGAAGUACACAGAACUCUUACUAAUUUUUACCAGUUUUCUCACUAAUAGUUUACAUACUUAAGAAUAAACAAAUAUAUGUGAAUUUUAGCAAAAUUAUAUGUGACAAACUGUGAUUUAGUUCUUAAUACAAAAUAUUUAAUAAAAAAGACCAGCACUGUCUGUUUUCCGAAAAGCUGA
This is a messenger RNA of Stegodyphus dumicola, 2744 nucleotides long. Its product is annotated as mitochondrial sodium/calcium exchanger protein-like. Lineage: Eukaryota; Metazoa; Arthropoda; Arachnida; Araneae; Eresidae. The record is from RefSeq and is a predicted model, not a curated record. Gene Ontology annotation, cellular component: membrane. Gene Ontology annotation, biological process: intracellular calcium ion homeostasis; monoatomic cation transport; transmembrane transport. Gene Ontology annotation, molecular function: calcium:sodium antiporter activity.